AUGAUGGCGAAACACGACAGCUGUUGUUCAUGUUGCUCCGGCUUCAUAAUAACCAUGGGCCUAACCGCUCUCUUCAUAUGGCUAAGCAUUCGAGUCGACGAACCCAAAUGUUACAUCGACCACAUUUACGUUCCUGCCCUCAACAAAACCCUCAAUUCCACUUCAAACUCCACCAUCCUCUUCACUCUAAAACUCGUUAACCCCAAUAAAGACAAAGGCAUCCAAUACGACGCCGUUUACCUCCGUUUCGGUAUUUUCUUAGAUCUCAACACUACUCGCUCACUCGGUAACGCCACCGUUGAGAGAUUCUAUCAGGGGCAUGAGAAAAAGGGUCAGAAGCCCGGCUCGAUGAACGGCGUUGGGAAUUUAACGGAAACGGUUAACGGUAAGGUUUAUUUUCGGGUGGAUUUUGUGACGGCGGUGAAGUAUAAGAUCUUGUUGUGGUGUACGAAACGGGAUCAGUUGUGGGGAGGGGCAAAUUUGGAAAUUGGAGAUUCCGGUGAGAAAGUGUAUAAGAAAGCUGUUAGACUUGGGAACUCACCGGUGAUGAUUGAGUCCAGCGCAUCGGGACUGUACGGAGGCUAUCGUGCGCUUCUGAUAUUUUUGGUUGGGUUUAUUGCGAUUGGGUUGACUUGA
Lathyrus sativus (Indian pea) is the source of this 636-nucleotide messenger RNA. NCBI's taxonomy places the organism in Eukaryota, Viridiplantae, Streptophyta, Magnoliopsida, Fabales, Fabaceae. The record is from the annotation of a GenBank genome assembly.